AAACAAAAUGUAUUCAAAGUAAGUGAUAUAGCCUAGACAUGUUCUGUGGUCUGGUUAUGGCUGAAGGUUGUUUAUGGCCAAGGUGCAUAAGGCAACGGUGUGACAAACAGGGAAGUUCCUCGUGUAAGUGUGUAACAGUCAACACCUUUAAAGCAUCUCAAAAACGCUUUGGUCCAGUGGUUGGCUGUUAAUUAAUAACCAACUAGGAUGACGCUGUGCUUUAAGCUCACGAACGCCCCCCUGUAAAAUUAAAAUCCUUGUGACCAACACUACAGUUAUUGUCUGCGCAGGACCCAGCGUUUCGUCUUACUAAUUUACUUUGAGGUUAUCACCUGAAUGUAAUGUGAUGUGAUGGAUACAAUCAUGGACAAGAGCAUGAAAACGAAUAAAUAUUACCAAAUGCCAAAUGUAAACAAAUCCGAAAACGAACGCAACAAGACAGCGGGACAAACCAAGUGGGCCGUUCGUUGCUUUCAGAACUGGUGCUUCGAACACCUUGGACAAACCAUUGACUUUAAUGCGGUUUCAAAAUCGGAAUUGAAUGAAAUACUCAGGAAGUUCUACCUCACAGUCAAAAAUGGAAGAGGAGAACCGUAUGGAUUCAGCGGUUUCAUGGGUCUGCGAGCAGGGCUCAACAGACACUUGAGUGAGCCACCGCUGUCAUGGUGUUUAAUGAAGGACACUGACUUUAUGUCCAGCAACGAUUUGUUCCUGGGACUGGCAAAGAAACUACAAUGUGAACCUGACCAGUCCCGCCACCAUAAGGAUAAAGCAGAUGGAGAUUUUAUGGAGGUCAUACGCUGGACAGUCCUGGACCCUGGCACACCAGAGGAACCAACGGACGUGGACAGCAAUUCUGCAUCUCUCGCUAGUCUAGAAGUGGACUGCAUGGACUCCGACAGCAAUGGGGGAAACUCCACAGUUGCUCAGGUCACUUUGAGACACGUGGUGGAAUCCUGGAGGAGGCCAGAGUCUGCAGUCACGUUUAAAACUGAGAACGAUGAAGGAAGCUCUAGCCACUCUCCAGACGAGAGCAUCACUCCAGCUGCCGCCAGCUGGCCUACUCCUGAUGAUGACCACGUUCCUUACUUAACGGAGACCCAGAUGAUGGCUCGCGUCCGGCAGCAGCGCUUCACCCAGGAGGAGCUGGACAUCCUAGUGCGCGAGAUCCAGGCGCGCUACCACCGCAUCUACACCAAAGGCCUUCCCUUCGCCAUGAUCCGGCGGGCGUGGGAGGAGGUGGCGGCCGCGGUCACCAGUGCUGGCGUCGGCCCCGUCAGGACCGCCAGCGCGUGCCAGACGCGCUUCAGAGACCUGAAGAGACGCUCCAGGACCAAGCUGGUCGAUGGGGUCAGCUCGACGCUCCCUCAAAGGCCAGAGAGAGGAUCUGUGGGAGAGGACACUCCGUCCGCCAGCACAACAGCUACACCUGCAGCCUCUUCCGGUCUGAGACCUGAUGCCGAAGCGGUGGAUGAUGGGAACGGUGACGCGUCGUUCGCCCCCUCCGCCCCCUCGAGCAGCGUGGACAAUCCCACUCAGGCCCCGUCGAGCCCGGCGGCCGUUCCCAGCCAGUCACGGGAGCCGCUGGAGGUCCGCUUCCGGACGCUGGAGCUGCUUCGGAGGGGCUCGAAGCCGCGUAGCCGCAAGCACUUCACCGGGGAGCAGAUGGACAUCCUGCUGCGCGAGAUCAAGGCCCGCCACCACCGGCUGUACGGCGAGAGCCAGAACCCGCUGCGCUCCGAGGACCGCCGGCAGGCGUGGGAGGAGGUGGCCGCCGCCAUCAACCGCGCUUGCUGCGGACCCACCAGGACCGCCGCCGCCUGCUGCAAGCGCUUCAGCGACCUGAAGCGGCGGCGCAAGACGAGGCUGGGCACGCGGAUGGUGUCCGUGCGUCACGAGGGCCCCAUCAUCACCGCGGCCUUCUCGCAUGCCAGCCCCAUGGGCAUGCGGAUCCUCCCGUCAGUCGGCAUGGAGCUGCUGCAACGGCCAGAGAACACCGCCACAGUCACUCAAGCCGCUGCCAAACCCAAUCCAGCAACACCCACACUAACAUCAACACCAACAUUAAUAACUGCACUUAGCACACCGACCCAAAGAGUCGCACCCACUGUAACACUCACACCUCCAUCCACACUGGCACCAGCAACUGCCCCUGCACCCUCACGAGCAUCAAAACUGGCACCAGCAACUGCCCCUGCACCCUCACGAGCAUCAACACUGGCACCAGAACCUGCACCUGCACUCUCACCUCCAUCCACACUGGCACCAGCAACUGCACCUGCCCCUGCACCCUCACAAGCGUCCAGACUGGCACCAGCACCUGCACCACCUGCCCCCUCACAAGCGUCCACACUGGCACUAGCAACUGCACCACCUGCCCCCUCUCAAGCGUCCACACUGGCACUAGCAACUGCACCACCUGCCCCCUCUCAAGCGUCCACACUGGCACUAGCAACUGCACCACCUGCCCCCUCACAAGCGUCCACACUGGCACUAGCAACUGCACCACCUGCCCCCUCUCAAGCGUCCACACUGGCACUAGCACCUGCCCCUGCCCCCUCACAAGCGUCCACACUGGCACCAGCGCCAGCCGAGCCAGCGAACACCCCCACCCCACCAUCCCCAGCACCGCCUGAGAAGCCUGUAACAGGAGCAGAAGGUGGAGUCCCUGGAGCUUCCGUCGGUCCCCCAGAGGGAGGCAGCACGGGUGGUGUGUGUGUGUGUGAGUGUGUGUGUGCGGGGCGGAGGCGGUGGGAGUCGGAGCUGCUGGAGGUGCAGCGUGGAGGCCUGGCGGUGCUGCAGGGGGAGCUGGGAGCUCUGCGCCGCGGCCUGGACACGCGCCUCCGCAGGAUGGAGAGCCGCACGCACCCCCUCCUGCUCUCCGUUAGCCGCAGCCUGGAGAGGAUCGCCAGCGCCAUGGAGCGCAACGCCCACGCCCACGCCCCUCCAGACACCGACACGCCGCCCAGGACGCCAAGGGGCAGGGCUGUGGUGGAGAGGCCGGCUGCUAGCCAAUCCCGUGGUUCCUCAGAUGUGCGAGGUCGCAAAAGAGGGAGACGUUCCUAAAAAUGAGACUCAGUGAAACGGAGACCCGUGGAGACAGGAAAAGCCUUUUAUUAUGACACAGGAAACGCCUUUUAUUAUGACACAGGAAACGCCUUUUAUUAUGACACAGGAAACGCCUUUAAUGAGAACUGCUGCAUGACCGUGACUUCACAAGGGUCCUGUCAUACUGCGCUGAUCAAAGUGAUCCAGUUCACCCGUGUGAUUCUAUAACUAGGCGAGAUUAGUCAUUUUCCUUGAUUGAGGAGCUUUGUGUAGGGGUUUUCUUUUUUUGUUUGUUAAACACUCAAAACCGCCUAUGCUGUCUUGCCCAGACAUGCACUAAAGUUAAGAGGGGUUCACACUGAUGCAGGUUUUUUCCCCCUCCAGGCGCUCAAAUUAAUUUGUUUCCCUAUGGAGCGGUGCGACUACGCGUUACAACGCGCCUCGUGUUUAUAAAAGCGGUGCACAAGCAGAAAAAAAACCGAGGCUUCUAAAAACGUGAGGCGCCCAAAGAAUAGAAUUAAAAAUAGUUUUUGAGGUUGCAUUCUUUUCAACAAUGGGUUGUGUCAGAAACGGUUGAUAAAGCUAAAAGUUAAGAUAAAGCUAAAGUUAACUAUAGACUCUUUGGUCGUGUCUUAGCUGCCUGUCCUAGCUAAGUCAGGGAGCUAGCGAUUUAGCUAAAUAUAAUGUAUCAUAGCAACAACAUGUACACAAUCAGUUUCUACCUCGCAUGUUUUUAACACUCACUACUUUGGUACAAUACUCACGUUAUGGAGGUGAAAAAAGCUUGUCGUGUGAACGCAGCCUUAGCCUGCAAACCAAUGUAAGAAUAAAAAUAAAGCAUGCACAUCCCAGCUCUAAAGUUGGGUGCUGGAUGACAUGGGCAUAACAAAAUAAAUAAAGGAAGUCCGCCACACCAGUAGCUUCACAUAGAAUUUUUAGUUUGUAACGUUUCGAGCGUUAGCCCUUCAUCAGACACCGUUGGGUUAGCCCUUCAUCAGACGCCAGAAACGUUACAAAGUAAAAAUUCUAUUUGGAGCUACUGGUGUGGCGGACGUCCUUUACCUAUUUUGUUAGCCUGCAAACCAGCCAGAGGGGUCAUCACUCUAGUAAAACCUCUUUGUACCUCAGUGACGCUAUGUGGAAUGCUAUGCAUAGACUCCAUAAAUAAGUGGAUAUACUCUCUGUGACGUUACCCAUAGGUUUUCUGAAGAGGGGGUAUAAAGCUCAAAAUUGGAGACUAUUGCGUUGCAGUCUUUAAGCUAAGUAAAAGGAACUAACAUGCUAAAAAGCUAACAUGCGAGUUGUCCGACAGUCGGUCGUAGUAAUGGAGUUUUCGGUACAGUACAAUGUCUAUUUCUUGCUCACAUUUAUCAAAUUUAAGCAAGAAGAGGACAUUUACAAACCAAACACGCCCGUAAAGCGUCAAUGUAAACAAAGUUGUUUUUUGUCCACUAUUUUUGUUUACAUUGAAUCUGAUAUUGAACUCUCAGCCCAUUCAUAUUUCAUAUUCUAUGCAUAAAUGUCUGUUAAAAUAAUUUAAACUGAAGAGUUAUAAAAUAAUAUCCCUCAGCCCAUGGUUGUCAUGGAAACCAUAUAGUCCAAAUUUGUUUUAUAUAAGCUGUAAGUAUAUUUAUACUGUGAAGUUAAAUUUUAACAUGCAGGUCUGUUGAAAUUGACUCUCUUUUGGAGCCAGCCCCCUAUGGCAGUUAGUGGAAUUGCAGGUAUAGGAUCUUUUGUGUUGGGCUCAUUAUGGACUUCUGUGUUGGUCUGAGUCCAGUAACUAACACAGAGCCUCUUCAAAAUUACGUUUCUUAAAUUAAAUUUGUGAACUUACUGCAGCACAUUAAAAAAAGUUUCAUUGAUGUUGUUUGGGGUGGCUAUGAAUGAAGGAACUAGUUCUGCAAUGAUGCAAGUAAAUAAAAUUGUACAUUUCCUGA
Alosa sapidissima (American shad) is the source of this 4985-nucleotide messenger RNA. RefSeq names its product myb-related transcription factor, partner of profilin-like. Gene Ontology annotation, cellular component: nucleus. The record is from RefSeq and is a predicted model, not a curated record. Gene Ontology annotation, molecular function: RNA polymerase II cis-regulatory region sequence-specific DNA binding; DNA-binding transcription factor activity, RNA polymerase II-specific. The transcript is spliced from 6 exons. The coding region runs from base 352 to 3066 and encodes 904 amino acids. Gene Ontology annotation, biological process: regulation of transcription by RNA polymerase II. NCBI's taxonomy places the organism in Eukaryota, Metazoa, Chordata, Actinopteri, Clupeiformes, Clupeidae.